AUGGGCACUGCACCCGCGACUAUGCCACCCGUGACGCAGUUGCCGCCUGGCACCACCGCCCCUGGCCCGAUGGGUGCGCCCAUGUAUGCCGCUCCCACCGGCCCGGGUGGUGCGCCCAUGCCCGCCGGAACCGACGGUGCACCCGUGUAUGCAGCUCCCACCGGCCCUGACGGUGCCCCCAUGGGUGCGCCCAUGUAUGCAGCUCCCACUGGUCCGGGUGGUGCUCCCAUGGCCAUCGGCCCCGAUGGUCAACCCAUGCCAGUCGGUCCCGAUGGUCAACCCAUGUACGCUGCCCCAAUCGGCCCCGACGGUCAACCCAUGUACGCAGUCGGCCCCGACGGUCAACCCAUGGCCGUCGGUCCCGACGGUCAACCGAUCGGGCCUGACGGUCAACCCAUGUAUGGCGCCCCCAUCGGACCUGACGGUCAGCCCAUGUAUGGCGCCCCCAUCGGCCCCGACGGUCAACCCAUGUAUGGCGCACCCAUCGGCCCUGACGGUCAACCCAUGUACGGCGCCCCCAUGGGCCCCGACGGUCAGCCCACGUUUGGCCCUGGACCUGGCGGUGCGCCCAUGCCAGGCGACGGCCAGACCAUCAUGGGCAACACGUACCAGGUGAAGGUCCCAACGCAGACCAUGAGGGAUGACAGCAGCGCCACUACCACGCAGUGGCCGGCCGCGUACCAGCAGAUCCAGGUUGAUGGCGAGACGCAGUAUGUUGCCGGCAAGACGGAGGAGGUCAACGCACCCGCACAGGUCGGCACCCAGCGAGUGGAGCAGACCGUGGCUGGACAGAGGAAGCAGCAGAUCGUGGAGAUUCCGCAAGUCCAGGAGGUUGUGGAGGAACAGGAGAUCCCCGAGGUGCAGGUUGUGCAGAAGGUGGUCGAGGUCCCUCAGAUUGUGCAGCAGCCCGUGGAGCAGAUCGUGGAGCAGGUCGUUCAGGUGCCGCAGGUCAUCCAGCAGCCGAAGGUCUCCCAUCGCCACGUUGAGCAGUUGGUCGAUGUCCCUGUGCCGCAGAUCGUGGAGGAGGUUGUCCACGUGCCGGUGACGCAGACGCAAGCUCGCCACUACCAGGUGCCCGUGGAGCAGACGGUGGAAGUUCCAGUGCCCAUGAUGCAGGAGCAGCAGGUGCAUGUUCCCAAGGUGAUGACCCAGAAGCGCCAGAUGCACCAGCACGUUGAGCAGGUCGUGGAGGUUCCUGUGCCCAUGACCCAGGAGGAGGUCGUGCACGUCCCCAAGAUCAUGACGCAGACCCGGGUCAUGCAGCAGCACGUGGAGCAGGUCGUGGAGGUCCCGAUCCCCAUGACCCAGGAGGAGGUUAUUCACGUGCCUGAAAUCAUCACACAGACCCGCAUCGUGCACCAGCCAGUGGAGCAGAUCGUUGAGGUGCCGGUCCCAGUGGCGCAAGAGCAGGUUGUCCCCAUGCCCCAGGGCGCACCCUACGGAGCCCCGCAGACCAUGGCGGCGCCAGGGCAGCCACAGGGCGCGCCUUAUGGCGCACCGCAGACAAUGGCGGCCCCAGGGCAGCCGCAGGGCGCACCCUACGGCGCCCCGCAGAAUAUGCUGGCCCCAGGGCAGCCGCAGGGAGCACCCUACGGCGCACCGCAGACCAUGAUGGACCCAAACCAGCCGCAGGGCGCACCCUACGGGGCCCCGCAGACCAUGAUGGCUCCAGGGCAGCCGCAGGGCGCACCUUACGGGGCACCGCAGACUAUGGUCCCGGGGCAGCAGGGCGCACCAUACGGGGCACCGCAGCCCAUGCCAGGUCAGGAGCAAGUCAUCCAAGUGCCAAAGAUCAUGACCCAGACGCGCGUGAUACAGCAGCACGUGGAGCAGGUGGUCGAGAUCCCAAUCCCGCAGACCCAGGAGCAGGUGGUCCAUGUGCCCAAGAUCAUUCCGCAGGAGCGCAUCGUCCACCAGCAUGUGGAGCAGGUUGUGGAGGUCCACGUGCCCAUGACCCAGGAGCAGGUGGUGCACGUGCCGAAGGUGAUGCAGCAGGAGCGUGCCCAUCACUUCCACGUGGAGGAGAUUGUGGACGUGCCGGUGGAGCAGCACAUCGAGCAGGUCGUGCACGUGCCGAAGGUCCAGAAGGUGGAGAAGAUUGUCCACAACCCCGUUGACCUGGAGGUGGAGGUGCCUCGCCCUGUGGUGAUCGAGAAAGUCGUCCAGGUGCCCACCGUCCACGUGGAGGAGAAGGUCGUCCGCGUGCCGAAGGUGCUGAACACCGUGGUGGACACCGUGGUCCAGAACACUGUUGAGACCGUGGAGGUUGUGAAGCCAGUGGUGGUCCACAAGGUGGUCCAGCGAAAGAGGCCCAUCGUGCAGGAGGAUACCGUGCAGGUGCCCAAGGUCGUCGUGCAGCAUGUCCCUGUGCAGAAGGUCGUGGAGAAGCAGGUGUCCGUCCCUGUCGUGCAGGAGGUCGAGCAAAUUGUUGAUGUGCCGGUCGUCAAGCAGAGGCACCUGCCCAUGGUCCAGAAAGUCGAAAAGCAGAUUCAGGUGCCCCAAAUCCAGUACAUGGACCACCACGUGGAAGUGCCCAUCCAGAAGCAGGUGCAUGUUCCCAUGGUCCAGACUGUCCAGAAGCAUAUCGAGGUGCCCCAAGUCGUUUUCGAGGAUGAGGUCGUCCACGUCCCCAUCCAGAAGCAGGCCCCAAUUUACAACAAGCUCUUCCGCAAGCAGGUCCAGGUGCCCAUGGUCCAGAAGGUGCAGAAGACGGUGGAGGUGCCGCAGGUGCAGUACGAGGACCAGGUCGUCCAGGUCCCCGUCCAGAAGCAGGACCAGAUCGUGGAGGUGCCCGUGCAGAAGGUGGUGCACGUCCCCGUCGUCCAACCGGUGCAGAGGCCAGAUGGGCGCCCCAGGGCAGAUGGGAGGCCCAGGGCAGAUGAUGGGCCCAGGCCAGAUGAUGGGCCCAGGCCAGAUGGCCGGCCCAAUGCAAACGAUGGGUCCAGGCCAGAUGGCACCGACCCCAUAUGGGGCGUCAUCGACGCAGAUGGCCCCGCCCGGCACCUACGGCGCGCCGAUGCAGGGACCGGGAGCCGCCAGUCCUGUGCAGAGCUCCACGAUGCAGGCGGCGCCGAGGCAAGGGCUGUCCAGCUGACGGUUGAGGUGCCUCAGAUCCAAUACGAGGACCAGGUCGUGCAGGUCCCCAUCCAGAAGCAGGUUCACGUGCCCAUGAUCCAGACAGUCCAGAAGACAGUGGAGGUGCCACAGAUCCAGUACAUGGACAAGGUGGUUGAGGUGCCAGUGCAGAAGCAGGUGCAUGUGCCCCUGGUUCAGACGGUGCAUCGUCCGGUGGAGGUGCCGCAGAUCGAGUACAUCGAGCCUCGGCAAAGCAGUGACGACGUUCGAGCAUACACCAGGAUGGCACCAAAGUCCCAGCAGUCUAGGUAG
This is a messenger RNA of Symbiodinium natans, 3387 nucleotides long. The record is from the annotation of a GenBank genome assembly. Lineage: Eukaryota; Dinophyceae; Suessiales; Symbiodiniaceae.